Molecule: messenger RNA, 2921 nt
Organism: Esox lucius (northern pike)
Lineage: Eukaryota; Metazoa; Chordata; Actinopteri; Esociformes; Esocidae
Gene: ticam1
Product: toll-like receptor adaptor molecule 1
Exons: 2
Coding region: 427-2385 (652 amino acids)
Biological process (GO): positive regulation of myeloid dendritic cell cytokine production; positive regulation of canonical NF-kappaB signal transduction; lipopolysaccharide-mediated signaling pathway
Molecular function (GO): protein kinase binding
Source: RefSeq, a predicted model, not a curated record
GUUUUUAAAAAUGUCGCUGUAAACCUAAGACUUUUAUUUUGAAGGUGUUUUCACAUUGUAUAUUGUGGCUUAAUGUCGAUGAUUUCACGGUCUUUAAAAUGUAGGCAAAAUUUCCUGUUGUGCCUAGCUCAGGUGUCGGCGAUUUUGGUCACUCCACUAAACUAUUUUAAGAAACCAUAUGCAUCAUUAACAGAACAAUACAUACCACGUCAAUAACUCAACAAAGCAGACAUCUUUCUGGUUUGAUGGUUAUACUUUUCGAUAAAGCAAUGAAACGUGAAUGUUUUACCUGAUGGAUUUGUUUUUGUGGGUGUUUCUUCUGUUGGCUGAAUAAAGACCUCUCUUGACACAACAAGGAAGUAUUUGGAAAAAAAGAAUGUGGAUCUGAUUACACGGAUGUUAGUUAAGGUCCAAAUAUAACAGAAAAUGACUUCAGAGAUGGACAGGAAAGCUCAUACUGAAGAAGAGCACCACGGAGGGACUGGGUUAGUGGAUGUCUUGAAGAUUCUCACUAAGGUUCCAUACGAAAGAAAGCUAAGCCUGAAUUUCACGUUGGGUGUCAGCCUUGCCGAGGAGAUGGUACGUGCCAUAUCUCUUAUCAGCCUUGGGAAGAGGUCAGAGGCACUGGAAAAGCUCCAGGCUUUGGGGGACAACCUCAUUGCAAACUAUCUGGCUGAAAAGGUGAGAAUGUGUGGAGUCAAACUGGAGAACUUGAGCACUGUUUCUUUCCAAGAAUCUAAUGUGGACACCCUAGUAGACCUAGCAAGAAUGUUCAAGGUGUUGGCUGAGGAGAGGUUAUGUGACCAAACUCUCAGGGAUUUGGCUUACCAGACUGCUCUAGCCGCAUGUAAGAACAAAAACUGUGUUAAAGAGAGAUCAAAAGUAGAAUAUCUUUAUAUGGAGCUGAGUGACGAGGCUAAGAAGGUUUGCGGGCCUCAGAUUGAGUACACAGUUAAGGGCACUUCCCCUAAGGACUUUUCAGGGCUUUGCUCCAACCAACCACUGGUCGAGGGACGUACCAUAUUGGGCUUUCUUGACCAGACAGGAAGUGGUCAGAGUCUUCCCUCUUCCCUACGAGAAGAUUCCACCAUAUAUUCCUACCCUUCUCACUUGGAGAUCAGUGUAUCUGAAACUAUUGGCUUAAAGCCAAGCAACCUCCCUCUUCAGCCUCCUUCUCCAAUGAGUUUGGAACCCGUGCCAUCACAAAACCAAGGUGUAUUAAAAUACUUUUCUAGGGUAAUGUCUAGGGAUAAAUCACCUACACAAAAUGAGCCUCAACCUGUUAAAGUAGAAAUGGACAGUGAGAAAAGUUUUGCACCAUCUUGUGAGAAUGAAAGCGUUUCAGAAGACAUGAGAGUUGUAUCCCUGUCUCCUGGCUCCUCCACCCCAGCUCACAUUAAGAUUGGUAACCCCAUGAGUCUAAAUGGACAUGACAAAGUGUGUCCAACAAAGAAUCUUGUGCCUCCCUCAAACACCAGCAGGCCUGCCUCUCAUCCGACUACACUUGAAAACAGCAGUACAUUGGGUGUUCCUCUCACUGAGCAAGUGUCGGCAAGUGCUGCAUUGAUACCACCAUUACUGGAGGAGGAGGAGGAGGAUUUCUUCUCAUUUGUCGUCCUGCAUGCACAAGAGGACGUGGCUAUGGCCGAAAUGUUGACAGAGAAACUAGAGGCUACUGGAGUUGGCAAAGGGGCAACCUUUCAGGAAUUUGCCAUCCCAGGCAAGAACCUGCUGAUGUGUGUGGAGGAUGCCAUCAACAAUUCAGCCUUCACUAUCCUGCUACUCACUAGCAACUUCAACAGCCGUCUGCUGGAGGUGGAAGCCAGCUCUGCUCUAAUGAACGCCAUUCAGAAUCGACACAAGUACAACACCGUCAUCCCUUUUCUGCCACGGGAGAACUGUAUGCCCAAUGAGAAAAUGCCCUCAGUUCUUAGGAUCUAUAUACCAUUACGGGAAGAUAAAACCUUUGAAAAAAAGGCCAAGCGGGCCAUGACUCCAGCAAAGAUUGCGAUGCAGAGGCAGUUGUGGUUGACUGAGCAGGCAGUGAGGGCCGAAGUGAAAAGACGGGAGAGGCUACAAAUGGAGGAGAAGCGUCGGGGGGAUUUAAUUCGUGAACGUCAGCAGGUGGAAAUGAUGCGGAAACAUUUGUCGCAACAACAGGUUAAUGAACUCAUAACUCCGGCGGGGGGUCACUUCGCUGCUCAAGGUUUAGAAAAUCAACAAUUCAACUUAACUAAUAUGAGACUACAGAAAAAUGGGUGGAGUCACCCACAAGGAAACAUCCGAAUCGAGAAUGCUCGCUACAUCAUGAUUGGGGAUAACUCUGCUAUGACUGUGGGGAUAGGUAGGGACUCUAGUGAGGAGGAAGAUGAUGACCGGUGUUAAAGUUCAUAUAAUGUAAGGGAAAAAAGUUUAAAAUGUGGUUAAAGGAAGUUGUACUUACGUGAUCUUUUAGGGUUAAUUUUUACUGUUGGUAAACAUUUUCAAUUUCAGCUUGGUGAUUUUAUUGCUUAUACUAGUGUAAGAUGCACUGCACAUGCUUAACAGUGAUAAAUGCAAAGAUGCCAGAUGACGCUGCAUUCAUGCUAGCUCGACCAUCCUCUCCCUGAAAGAGUCAGUCCAUCAAUUAAGGCGAUUUAUGAACUUAGACAAAUGUUAUUCCCUUUUAAUAAAACCAAGUAGUUUGAUGCUUUAAGGCACUGUUACUUACUGCAAAUUUAGCCUGUACCAUUUUAAGGGAAUGUUCAAUUAUGAUUAACCUGUCACUGUAUACAAAAGCCUUCAUUUCAAGUGUGGAGUGCAUACAUAACCAGAUUAUAAAUGUUUUGAUGUAUGUGAUGUAAUGUUUCCCCCCAAUUCAGUCUGGUCUGUUCAAUAUUGUGUUCAAUUACUUUUGAAAUGCAAUAAAAAUGAAUGCUAUU